Molecule: messenger RNA, 1523 nt
Organism: Solanum tuberosum (potato)
Lineage: Eukaryota; Viridiplantae; Streptophyta; Magnoliopsida; Solanales; Solanaceae
Product: histone-lysine N-methyltransferase, H3 lysine-9 specific SUVH6-like
Exons: 1
Coding region: 75-1523 (482 amino acids)
Cellular component (GO): nucleus
Molecular function (GO): zinc ion binding; protein binding; double-stranded DNA binding
Source: RefSeq, a predicted model, not a curated record
CUAAACUUUUGCGAGAAGAUAAAGCAGAGAAACCUGAAGGACGAUCCAAAAGAAAUAUCCAUAUAGAGGCAGCAAUGACUAUGAAAAAUCAGAAAAAGUGGGUAAAUUGUGAGUGGACUUUUGGACAUGUUCCUGGAGUUGAAAUUGGGGAUCAAUUCCGGUUCAGGGCAGAACUUGUUACGAUCGGAUUACAUCACCAAGUUAUGAAUGGUAUCAAUUAUGUGAAUAUUGGCAGAAAAUAUGUUGCAACAAGCAUUGUUGAUUCUGGUCGGUGCGAUAACGAGGCCAUAUCUUCUGAAACAUUCAUUUAUGUAGGUCAAGGCGGGAAUCCAAAAGUAUCUGUCAAUGCGAGAGUGGAAGAUCAAAAGCUUAAAGGGGGUAAUCUUGCCUUGAAGAACUCCAUGGACAUGGGAUGUCCGGUGAGGGUUAUUUGUGGUCGACAAAGAGUGAAUGGUGAAAAGAGUGAUAUGAGAUACAUUUACGAUGGGCUCUACACUGUGACCAAGUGUUGGGAAGAAAUAGCUCCAACUGGAAAAUAUGUUUUCAAGUUUGAACUAAAAAGAAAUCUUGGCCAACCAAAACUUAAUCGUGAAAUAGUAUCACGGCCAACAAGUUUAGUCAAGGUAGAUCAUUUUCAUGUUAACAAGGAAACAAAAUCGAUUAUGCAGUCGGAGUUUGUUGUGGACUAUGAUGUCUUGCAAGGAAAAGAGAAGAUACCGAUUCGUGUUGUCAACGCAAUAGAUGAUGAGAGACUCCCAUCAUUUACUUACAUUACCAACAUACAAUAUCCAGAUUGGUAUUACAUCUCUAGGCCUCAAGGUUGCAAUUGCACAAGUGGAUGCCUGGAUUCCGAGCAAUGCUCUUGUACUUCUAGGAACGGAGGUGAGAUUCCAUUCAACACAAGAGGCUCUAUUGUUAGAGCACAACCUCUUGUUUAUGAGUGUGGCCCAUCUUGCAAAUGUCCCCCUACUUGCAAAAAUAGAAUUAGCCAACAUGGUCCUCGAGACCAUUUGGAGGUUUUCAAGACCGAAUCGAGAGGAUGGGGCUUGAGGUCACGAGAUCAUGUCUCAUCCGGAAGUUUUAUAUGUGAAUAUGUUGGGGAGUUGCUUGAUGAAAUGGAAGCUGAAAGUAGAAUAGAUAAUGAUGAGUACUUGUUUGAUGUUGGCAACUAUGAUGAAGAAAUCCCAAAAAGGAAUCCUAUGCGUAAUAAUAACCUCAAAGUUGAGUCAGAUUCUUUGCGGAGGAAGGAUGAAGAUGGCUUUACUCUUGACGCGGUAAGAUAUGGAAAUGUUGGAAGAUUUAUCAACUAUAGUUGCUCACCAAACCUUUAUGCUCAAAAUGUCAUGUAUUACCAUGGUGAUAGGAGAGUACCUCAUAUAAUGUUUUUCGCUUCCAAGAGUAUUGCUCCAUUAGAGGAGUUUACUUAUCACUACAACUAUGACCAUGUUUGUGAUAAAAAUAGAAAUCUGAAGAGAAAGAAUUGUAGAUGUGGCUCCCGGAAGUGCGAGGCGAGAAUGUACUAA